AUGGCUAAGACCAGAAACGAGAAAUCUAUUAAGAAGCCGAGUAUUGAUAGAUUUGGAAGUGUACUACAGCUUUUGGGAACAGACUUGAAGACAUUUUGCCAGGAGAUUGCGGAUGAAGUCAAAGAGAUGUAUUCAGAAGCCUGCGAUCAGGUUCUCCAAGAUCGAAUUGAGCUCAAGAAUAUGUUGGAGCCAUGUUUUGAAGGAAAAGUAUGUCUAUUUUUUUAGUUUUUAAUAUCGUUUUAGAUGCCAUCGACUCCAAAAAAGAAUUAUAAGCCCCCUGCCGGCUUCGUUCAUAGAAAGCCUCCACAUGUUUUGGAAUUCGAUGAUGAAAAUGAACCCGAAGUUCCGUCAACGUCUACACAUAAACAAAACAUUGAAGAUAAUGUAAUCGAUGUACAUAAACAGCAUAUCAGUCCUCGUAUUCAAGAGACAGAGGUGGUUAUUGAGGACAAGCUGUAAGACUGAUUAUUUGUGGCAGCUUUACUUUUUAAAAUUUUUAGGCAUCAUGCUCACAUUGAGGUUCAUGUGACGGAAGCCACCGCAACCGUUCCUGUCUUCCCUGUGACGAGAACGUCUGUUAAAACUCCAGAGCCGUUGCCUAGAACGCUCAAGCCUCGGACUCCAGCUCAUCUGGUUGACGCCAUUCCAGCUACUCCUUCCCCUAUUGUUCCUGUUUUGAACAAGGUAAGUGUAAGUAUUGUUUCCUAAUUGGCGUUUUGUUUUAGCCCCUCACUCGUUCAAAGGUUACCAAGUCGAAGAAUGCGUUAACCGCGGACGAAGUAAGUCAAAUAAUUUCAAUUUUGAUCUACGUUUUUCUUACAGUUGCAAAAGAAGAACGAGUUGGCAGCUGCAAGGAAGGCUGAAUUACAGAAAGAGAAGGCCGAGCGUCACAAAUAUGACAACGACCAGAGAAAGAGACGGGUGGAAGAGAACAGGAGAAAGAAAAUGCUGGAAGAAGCUCAGAAGAAGGAGGAACAUCGGAAGAAACAUGAGGCCAUUAAGAAGUUUCAAGAAGAGCAACGGAAAACUCCGUUACCAACUACACCAAAACCAUGCACUCCAAAAACACCACGCCAGAAGGCUGUUCCAGCAAAGAAGGCCAAGCCAGGACCUGCUGCAGUUCAUCGACCAAAAGCCAUGGAAAUUGAUGAAAGGACCGAAGAGAUGGAUCAUCAAUCAUGUGAAGCGAUUCAUCCAACUUUAAGUGAGCGUAUUGUAGAAGAAGAUGAUCAGACUGUAGAUCAGAAUAAGAUAAACGAAACGUAAGGAGAUUUUUUUAAUUAUAUCUUUUUCGUUUUCUACUUUUUACAUGACUUAUUUUGAUUCGGUCCGAACGGUGCACCUGACGAAUUGUGCCCCUGGCUGAACAGUGCACCUGGGUGAAUUGUGCACCUGGCUGAACGGUGCACCUGGGUGAACAGUGCACCUAACAUUUUCUUUUUUGAACAGUGCAGCUAGGCGAAUAGUGCACCUUGAAAAAAAGUUUCUUUGUGCAUUAUUGAAGAAAAUUUGAAAGGUUUUCGUUGCGGGACUGGGGAAAAUUUUGAAAAAAUUCGAAAGGUUUUUGCUUCGGGACAAGGAAAAAGAAUUUUUUUGGAAAAUUUUUAAAAAAUUUGAAAGGUUUUCGCUUCAGGACAGAGAAAAAAUAGUUUUUUUGGAAAAUUUUUAAAAAAUGUAAAAGGUUUUCGCUUCGGGACUGAAAAAAAGGAAUUUUUUGGAAAAUUUAAAAAAAAAAUUGAAAGGUUUUCGCUUCGGGACAGGUAAAAAUGAUUUUUUGGAAAAUUUUUAAAAAAUGUGGAAGGUUUUGGCUUCGGGACUGGGAAGAAGAAACUUUUUGAAAAAUUUUGAAAAAAUUUGAAAGGUUUUCGUAUUUAGUCAUAUUUAGUUUUUCACAAUCAAAAAAAUUGGUAAAAACGGCUUACCUUGAUCCCCCCUUGUCAUAUUUACCCUUUCACGAAGAAAAUUUUUUUACCCUAUCCCGAAGCGAAAACUUUUCAAAUUCUUUUCAAUUAUUCACAAAAAUUUUUUUUCUUCUCCCGAAUCGAAAACCUUUCAAAUUUUGUUCAAAUUUUCCAAAAAAUUGUUUUUUUCUUGUCCCGAAGCGAAACAUUUCAAUUUUUUCAAUUAUUCACAAAAAAUUCUUUUUUCCCAGUCCCGAAACGAAAACAUUUCAAAUUUUGUUAAAAUUUUCCAAAAAAUUCCUUUUUCCCUGCCUCGAAGCGAAAACAUUUCAAAUUUUGUUCAAUUGUUCAUAAAAAAUCUUUUUUUUUCAAGGUGCACUGUUCGCCCAGGUGCACUGUUUGUUUCAGGUGCACUGUUCGGACACAACCCUUAUUUUUUAGACAAAUUCUUGACAAAGAGAAUCAAGUGAUCCCAUCCACGCCACAACCACAAAGGCUUAACCAGAGGUAUGUUCAUCGACUAGACUUCUUCAAAGUUUCCUUUUUCCCGUUAAGGUUACAUUAUUUACAGUGCAUACGAGAUGACCCCCGAGAAAGUCCCUAUUCCGAGCACUGAAAACGAUUAUAAUGUCGCGGAUCUGUCAUCGAACGACGAGACUGACAAUGAAGAUGAGCCGCGGAAGAAGGUCCCCGGAUGGGCACAAAAGGACCAGCUUCGAGUACACAUCAGUGCCUUGAAACAACGGAUGUCCAAGGAACAGAUUGACAACCAUUUCGGUCAGGUCAGACCUCCCCGAGUGCUCGAGAUCUUCGGUGGACCCACAAAGAAGACCUACCGCAAGUUGGAUGAGACUACUUUGUGGGAUUCCCCUAUCCAGAAUCCUCGUCCAGCCCCACUUCAGAACAUCCGAAGUCUAAAUUAA
Messenger RNA from Bursaphelenchus xylophilus (pine wood nematode), 2824 nucleotides. The record is from the annotation of a GenBank genome assembly. NCBI's taxonomy places the organism in Eukaryota, Metazoa, Nematoda, Chromadorea, Rhabditida, Aphelenchoididae.